AGUCACUGUGCUGUUGGUUAUCAUGAGGAAGAGAGCUUCCAAAGGAACCUCCAACAGAGACACAGAGCUGAGUGCAACAAAUGUUGUUCGUGAGUCCCGACCUCCAGCAGUGGUGUAUGAGACAGUGAGUGAUGUGGUGACACCCACUGGUCCAGACACCAGUGAGAACGUGGCUUAUGGAGCCUCUCACUCUCUACCCACCACCACACAACACAACCCUGCUUAUGGACACAUGACUCCAAACAAAUGAACCUUGCUUGAUCCCCUGUGUGCUCUAUUAGCUAUUCUUUGUGAUUGCUUAUUGGUUUUGGGAAUAGACUGUGUACAAAACUAAACAUUGUUUGU
Geodia barretti is the source of this 345-nucleotide messenger RNA. NCBI's taxonomy places the organism in Eukaryota, Metazoa, Porifera, Demospongiae, Tetractinellida, Geodiidae. The record is from the annotation of a GenBank genome assembly.